Chaetomium globosum CBS 148.51 is the source of this 255-nucleotide messenger RNA. RefSeq lists its product as uncharacterized. The record is from RefSeq and is a predicted model, not a curated record. Lineage: Eukaryota; Fungi; Ascomycota; Sordariomycetes; Sordariales; Chaetomiaceae. The transcript is spliced from 2 exons. Bases 1 to 255 code for a protein of 84 amino acids.
AUGCACAAGUCAGCUCGUCAAAGCCGUGGAGCGUGGUCUCGCCGUCGGGCUGUGGGCUUUGAUGGCCUACAUGGUGAUAUACUUGAUGGGGUUAUGGGCCUCAUGGUUUUUCAUAAGUCCAUGUGCGACGACGAGAGUUUGGGUACUAUUGGCAGUAUCGUUAGGCAGAAUCUUAGUGCUGGAAAGGACAUCCGCCUUGAACGCGGUCAAGAGUUGGUUCUACCAGCAGUGGGGCGUAGGGCAAGCCCGGGUUGA